Molecule: messenger RNA, 828 nt
Organism: Camellia sinensis
Lineage: Eukaryota; Viridiplantae; Streptophyta; Magnoliopsida; Ericales; Theaceae
Source: RefSeq, a predicted model, not a curated record
AUGCCAUCAGCCAAAGGACCCCAUUUCAUUGGGACUUACUGGGGUGCCGUAAGCCCCGCCUUCUGUGCAGAAAUCAUGGAAUUUGCAGAUGCAUACUUGUUCGCCGGACCCAUUUUCAAUGACUACAGCUCUGUUGGUUACUCUCUACUUUUAAAGAGAGAGAAGGCAAUCAUUGUGCAGCCUGAACGCGUGGUGAAUGAAAAUGGGCCUGCGAUUGCAUGUGUUACGAUGAAGGAUUUCUUGAGAGCUCUGGCAAAGCGGCUUAAGCGUAACACUACUGUGUAUGAUAAUUACUGUAGGAUCUAUGUUCUCGAGGGACAUCCUCUCAAGUGUGAGCCUAACGAGCCCUUAAGGGUCAAUGUUUUGUACCAGCACAUUCAAAAGAUGCUGUCAAGUGAUAGCGAUGUGAUUGCUGAGACUAGGGACUCUUGGUUUAAUUGCCAGAAACUAAAGUUGCCUGAGGGAUGCGGUAAUGGGAUUCACUGCUCUGAAUUUGUCCUUGUUUACACCUAUUUUGGUGAAUGCUUGGCAGAGAACAUCAUCUUCCUUAUAAACAAUGGCGGAUACACCAUAGAAGUUGAGAUCCAUGACAGGCCUUACAAUGUGAUCAAGAACUGGAACUACACUGGUUUGGUCGAUGCAAUCAACAACGGUGAAGGCAAGUGCUGGACAGCAAAGGUGCGCUAUGCGGAAAAGCUCAUUGAGGCAAUUGAUACAGCAAUGGGUGCUAAGAGUGAUUGUUUGUGCUUCAUAGAAGUGAUUGUUCACAAGGAUGACACAAGCAAAGAGCUGCUUGAAUGGGGGCUCCAGAGUCUCUGCUGCAAAUAG